Molecule: messenger RNA, 715 nt
Organism: Melanaphis sacchari
Lineage: Eukaryota; Metazoa; Arthropoda; Insecta; Hemiptera; Aphididae
Exons: 3
Biological process (GO): regulation of transcription by RNA polymerase II
Cellular component (GO): transcription regulator complex; nucleus
Molecular function (GO): DNA binding
Source: RefSeq, a predicted model, not a curated record
AUGGAAGAACAGCUAAUAGUUGAAGUCGAGAAGAGGCCAGUACUGUAUGACAAAAGUUUGGGAACUUAUAAGAAUGCCACAUAUGAAGAAGAAAUAUGGAAGGAAGUAUCCAAUGAGCUUAAAAAUGACGAUGUCAAUACAGUAAAAAAGAGAUGGCGGUCAUUGAGAGAUACUUUUAUAAAAAUGCAAAAAAGUCAAAAGCAACCUAGUGGUUCUGGAGGAGGGAAAAAAUCGAAAUGGACUAUUGGGAAUUAUUCAUGUUCUGAAAUCUGUAAUCAACAAAGAAUUAACAGUCCGGAAAGAGAAUCAGAUAUUAUUAAUGAAGUGUCAACAACUCCAGAACGUUGCAAUGAACAAAUUGAACAUAACAUUAAAUUACGUAUAAAUAAAUGUUCUUCAGCUACUAAAAAGCGUAAAAAUGAAGCACCAGAAGAUAAUAUUGAUGAACAAAUUUUGAAUAUUAUUUCCAAAGAACAUGAUGCAGAUGAACAAUUUCUAUUAAGUUAUCUUCCGACAUUAAAACGUAUGACACCAAAACAAAAUGCUAUUGCAAAAAUAAAAAUUCAACAAGUUUUGUUUGAUGUUGAGUUUGGAAAUAAUUAUUCAAAUUCGCCUUUUUCAAGCAACUCAGGGCAUUCCACCUACUCGUCUGUUUAUGCACCGAUUUUAACUCCUCUUAACACAGCAAAAUCAUCAGCAAUGGAUUAUUCUCAAA